ACUGACACCAUCGACACGCGCCACUGUCAAACCUGCCGCUCUAGAGAAUAGAAUCGCCAAGAACGAACCACGAAACGGAUAGAGAGCAGCAGAGGAGAAGAAAAACGUAAAGUAAACUUUAUGCUGGACAGUGGGGCAAAAAGGAUCGAGUGCAAAACGGGGAAUUAGUGACCUGGCACAGCAAGAAACACCUUACCAGCACGGGGAGAAAGUGAUUCGAAGGUGGUGGUGACUACAGGAAACUAGCUGGCACUCCGAAAAAAAAACAAUCCUUUCACCAGCAAACUAUUGUGUUCCUAUUGCACCAGUGGUCGUCGUCGGUCACCCUUGCGAGUAGUUUGUGUGUGUGUGUGUUUUUGCCUUCUACCAUCCACACCCGUUGUUGUCUGCUGCCCAAUUGGAAUUGGAUCGUGUUUCCCUAGGCAUUUGUCGUCGGUCGACAGCACCACCAGUCCGAUUGCCUCUGUCUGUACGCGUUCAAUCCGUCCGUUCCUUUCGCGUUACGUGCCGUGGCCAACAGGGUAUCUCAGGUGUUGUGCGUAGCAAAGUCGGCACUGGAAAUUCGUCCACUAUCUACACCAUCGUAUAGUCCACACGCUUAAUGUGUCAGCAGUGAAUGCUUCAGCGCCGGUGAAUAAGUAACACACUAUUGCAAAGCUCCAAAUUCGAAAGGAGCCCGCCGCCACCGCCGCCAGCAGGUUAACCAUUAACUAUUCAACACACCAAUCGGUCGCUACCUGGUACGCUGCCGCCACCACAACUUCACGCCAAUGUCAGACGAUCAGAGUUCACUAUCCUCGCCAGCAACCACUCCUUCAUCUGCGCGACCCUUCAUGCCACUGCCGCUGGAAUUGAACGGCGAGCGAAGGAAACCGUCCAAGAAGCUCAGCUUUCAAGGAUGCCAGGGUGGGCAGGCACCGAUGAUACCGGACCCGACGCGGGAACGCAUCCGGAUGCAGGCCGCCGCCGGCAAGCUACAGAUCGCACCGAACCAAACGUACGACUUCACCUCGGACGAUCUGCUCGACGAGGGUGAGAUUGGGCGGGGAGCGUUCGGGGCGGUCAACCGGAUGAAGUUCACGCACACCGGCACGGUCAUGGCGGUGAAGCGCAUCCGGUCGACGGUGGACGAAAAGGAACAGAAGCAGCUGCUGAUGGAUCUGGAGGUGGUGAUGAAGUCGAACGACUGCAACACGAUCGUCACGUUUUACGGGGCGCUGUUCAAGGAGGGUGACUGCUGGAUCUGUAUGGAGCUGAUGGACACGUCGCUCGACAAGUUCUACAAGUUUAUCUGCGAGUGCCAGCAAAGCCGCAUCCCGGAACCGAUACUGGCGCAGAUAACGUUUGCGACCGUGCGCGCCCUGAACUAUCUGAAGGAGGAGCUGAACAUCAUCCACCGGGAUGUAAAACCGAGCAAUAUACUGCUGAAGCGAAACGGGGACAUAAAGCUUUGUGAUUUCGGCAUCUCCGGGCAGCUGGUGGAUUCGAUUGCCCGCACGAAGGAUGCUGGGUGCCGACCGUAUAUGGCGCCAGAACGGAUCGAUCCACAGCGGGCCAAAGGGUACGAUGUGCGCAGUGAUGUGUGGUCGCUUGGAAUAACGUUAAUGGAAGUGGCGACCGGUAAAUUCCCGUACCCGAAGUGGGGCUCUGUAUUCGAGCAGCUUUCGCAGGUCGUAGAAGGUGAUCCGCCACGACUCUGUACCACCUAUAACGGGAUGGAAUUUUCUAUCGAUUUUGUAAAUUUUGUAAAUACUUGCUUAAUCAAGGAAGAGCGUGAUCGCCCAAAGUACGGAAAGCUGCUACAGCACGCAUUCAUUCAGCACGCGGAAAAAAGUGACACCGACGUGGCGGCGUACGUGAGCGAAGUGCUGGAAUCGAUGGCUAACAACGGUAUCACACAGUUUACCACCAACCUACCGGCGGAAGGUUGGAACGAAAGUUUCAAUUAGGGGCUGCCCUAAGGAUGAGAGGAUAUAUCGGGCUUACAACCUGUUCGAUAUGGGUUUUUGUUUGUUUUUUUUUCGACGCCUUUUGUCGGACAUUCAGAAGUGUCCGAGUCCAGAGAACAGAACGGCGCCAGCGGAUAUGAUACGGGAAAGGAAAGGGGCGGACAAUAAUGAACCAGCAUUUUGCACAGCGAAUUAGUGAGUAGUUGGGCACUACUGGUUCUGGUGUAGUAACAGUGGCAACAACACAACACACACACACAGAAAACAAACGGAUGAGAUUUUCCAGUACUCCUUCCAGUAAACACUAUCGCCUAGCUCUUUUUAACACACAUACUAAAUUCGGACAAUACACGUGGAUCCUUGAUAAAGGGAGGAUAAUAGACAGCGUUAGGUCCAUUAGUAGUAGAUUAACACAAACAAUUAUUACUGGUACACAUACAAACACACAGACACACACCAUUAGUAUGUAAGUAGCGAAGGAAGCAUUAGUACAUACGCCCCAAAAUUCUACCACAUUUUGUAAUUGUGAAGUAAAAGCCGUGGGUAAAAGCAGGAAUGUGAAACGAGCAUGACGACUGAUUGAAAAAAGCUUAACAAAACAAACAUUCAAACGUAGUUGAACCACUUUCCUACCUAGUUGGUUGUUGUUAGUUGUUGAAAGGAUGAUGAAAGGACAUUUGAUCGAAAGUGAUCCUCGGUUUGGUUUUGUGUUGUGGCUCUUUUUUUUUUUUGUUUGUUCUAUCAAAGCCAUGUUGUGAUGCUGCGGAAUGGUAGUAGAACUAACUAAUUAAUGGUAGAGAUUAGCAGCAGCAGCAGCAGCAACAAAACCACGACGGCAAAACUACUGAACGACGAACUAACUAAAUAGACGACACAAUAAGGAAGAGGAAACAAACAAAGUCUUUAAGCAGAUUUAAAAUACUUUUUACAACAGAACACACCGAACACACACACACACACGUUUGUUAGUAGUAGCAGCAGUAGUAGUAAUUAUAAUAAAGGAACUAGCAAUAGAAGGAUUGUGAAAUGGGUGUGAGAGGUGGUGGUACACACAGGAACACUUGGUACGGCUUCGGGGUUUUUUAGUAGUAGAAUUGAAUUUUUUGAAGCCGCAAACAAUACAGACAGAUGCUGUCGGAGCCCGCUGUCCUGGAUAGAGUCCCCUCAAAUUCUGUAACGUUCAAUGUUAGCUAGCUGUGCUUGAAGGGUGAAUCCAUUUUUGUGCGUUAUUGUUUCCCCCCCAAAACAUUGGUUCGGCGUAGGAUAGAUGGAGCAUCGUUUAUGGCUUUUAUUCCCUUCCAACAAGCCCGUGAGCCGCGUAUAGCCUCCUCUGCAUCACUAUUUAUCUACACGCUUUUCUCUACUAUGGUUGCCUUAUGAAAAGAGAUCAAUAAGUAUCUGUUUGUCUGUGCGUGUGUGUGCGUAUCCGUGUGUGUGAUUGAAGAAAAAGAUAAGAAGGAAGAUUUAAGUUUCACCAUUCCUCGAGCUCUAUCUACGUGAUGUGUGUGCGUGCGUGUUUGGUUGUUAAUCCCAUUCGCGCGAUUGAGACAUUGGUGUGCGCUUUGUGUCACACACGUUCCCCCUUGUGAGCUCGGUCGCCCUAACCCGGGGUUUGGGUAAAAUAAGAUACUACUGCACUAUUUACACGGAACGGGAUUUUAGUAUUAGUACACCGAGCGACAGAAAACACGUACACGCCCAACACACAACACAAUACAAGAGAGCUUUAUCGUAGUUGUUUUGGCGGUGGCGUGCAGUAAGUAGUGUGAGAGAUUUGGGCCGGAUCCUACGCAGGAAUGCAAUUGAGUCAGAGGCGAGGAGGGGUGUAUGUUUUUGUUUGUUUUGUUUCGCAUAAGUUUUAACUGUGAAGAUGAAAUGCUUGAGAUUGAAUAUAUCGAGAGGAGGAGGCAUGGAGCGUCAUUAGUUAUGCUAAUAAAUAAGAUAACGCGUGUAACAGCAGGAGAUAGCACGGGAAGGAACGUCCAGUAAACAAGCAGAGUAUAUUAUUAAUAGGACCGAACUACCGGAACGGAAAAUCGAACACAUUUAACGAACAAUAGGAAAAGUUCAAACACUACCGCAAACAUAAAAAAAACUAUCCUAGAAAGGAAACAUCCAGGUACAGAUACAGAUUGCCACAUCGCCCAUAGGAUUGUCAACAUCACAAGAGCAAACAAAUGUAGUGCAUAAGAGAGAGAGAGAGAGAAAGAGAGGGAAGUAAUACACACCAAUUUACGCAUUUCGUGCAACACGCUCGUGCGUUUGGAGGUCUUAACAAAAAUUAAAUAAAUUGAACAACACAACAUUAAAAUAAAAAAUAAAGAAAAAAAAAACCACAAACACACA
Molecule: messenger RNA, 4295 nt
Organism: Anopheles stephensi (Asian malaria mosquito)
Lineage: Eukaryota; Metazoa; Arthropoda; Insecta; Diptera; Culicidae
Product: dual specificity mitogen-activated protein kinase kinase 4-like
Exons: 5
Coding region: 771-1949 (392 amino acids)
Biological process (GO): MAPK cascade; protein phosphorylation
Molecular function (GO): ATP binding; JUN kinase kinase activity
Source: RefSeq, a predicted model, not a curated record